Molecule: messenger RNA, 810 nt
Organism: Varanus komodoensis (Komodo dragon)
Lineage: Eukaryota; Metazoa; Chordata; Lepidosauria; Squamata; Varanidae
Product: RING finger protein 208-like
Exons: 1
Coding region: 1-810 (269 amino acids)
Biological process (GO): protein ubiquitination
Molecular function (GO): ubiquitin protein ligase activity
Source: RefSeq, a predicted model, not a curated record
AUGCAGGAGGCCCUCGGAGGAGCCGGAGCCGGAGCCGCGGACGGGCGCGUGAAGAACCUCCUCAUGUCAUGUCUGAAGGGGCAGCAGGUCAUCCUCAAGAUGGAGGCCAUGAAGAUAAUCCACCCAGAGAAGUUCUCGGAGCUGCAGAGCGCCCCGCCGCGCUACGUCCCCGCGCCCCGCCGCGAGCCCUCGCUGGUGGCCAAGCGGGCCUGGCCCUCUGAGUCGGAGAUCAUCGUCAACCAGGCCUGCGGGGACAUCCCGGCCCUGGAGGGCAGCCCGGCCCCGCGGGGGCUCUCCCGGACGCCCCCCCCGCCCCGGCGUGAGCGGCUGUACCAGGGGCAGCGCAAGGGCAGCUCCGACAUCCGCUACCACCGCCAGCCGCCGGCGCCCGCGGACGAGGUGAUCGUCAACCAGUACGUGCUGCGCCCGGCCACACCGUGCGAGCCGCUGGAGUGCCCCACCUGCGGCCACACGUACAACUUCACCAACAAGCGCCCGCGGAUCCUCUCCUGCCUGCACUCCGUGUGCGAAGAGUGCCUGCAGAUCCUGUACGAGUCGUGCCCCAAGUACAAGUUCAUCUCGUGCCCGACCUGCCGCAGGGAGACCGUGCUGUUCACCGACUACGGGCUGGCCGCGCUGGCCGUGAACACCAGCAUCCUGGGCCGGCUGCCCGCCGAGGCCCUCUCCGCCACCCCCGCGCCGUGGAGCAGCGACGCCGACCGCAGCUGCUACCAGACCUUCCGCCAGUACUGCGGCGCGGCGUGCACCUGCCACGUCCGGAACCCGCUGUCUUCCUGCACCAUCAUGUAG